AGUACAUGACUACAUACAUGUAUGUCGUCAGAUGUGUUAUGUGUGUGUGUGUGUGUGUAUAUAAUUUGGUUCACUAUUCCUGUUCUUGCAAACAACAUUUUGUUUUCUUUCGUAAAUCCACGACUGUAAUAUAAAUAAGGAGGUCGAAAUGCCGUUGCAAGUUCACGACGUUCAGCAAAAUGUUGUGGAGCCAAUGCAAGUCGAUGCUCCUGCAGAAGAUAAUGACAAUGCAGAGGAAGAACCAUAUAUUGUGGAAAAUCCAACACUGGAUUUAGAAGUUUAUGCCAAUAGCUAUACAGGCCUUGCCAAACUAUAUAGGCUAAUAUACAUAGCUGAUCAUUGUCCAAUGUUAAGGAUAGAGGCACUUAAAAUGGCUAUAUCUUAUGUGAUGACAACGUAUAAUGUUUCCUUGUAUGUGAUACUGCACAAGAAAUUAGUACAAGCCGUAGGCACACCUGGUUUACCAGAUGUCGCAGCACAGUCAACGUCUCAAGAUAUGUUGACGUUAGAUCAGGCUUGGCUUGAAUCUCGAUCUAAAAAGGCUGCUUUGAAACUAGAGAAAUUUGAUACAGAUCUUAAAAAUUAUAGAAGUAAUUCGAUUAAAGAAAGCAUCAGAAGAGGCCACGAUGAUUUAGGUGAUCAUUAUUUAGAUUGUGGAGAUCUUGUUCAUGCCUUGAAAUGUUAUUCUAGAGCAAGAGAUUACUGUACAAGUGGAAAACACAUUGUUAAUAUGUGUCUAAACGUUAUCAAAGUAUCAGUUUAUUUGCAAAACUGGGCCCAUGUACUGAGCUACGUAACGAAAGCAGAAAGCACGCCAGACAUUUCCGACGCUCAUGGCAAAGACAACAAUCAAGCUAUAGUUACGAAAUUAAAAGUUGCCGCUGGUCUUGCCGAGUUAGCAACAAGAAAAUACAAAAUGGCAGCUAGGCACUUCUUACAAGCAUCGUUAGAUCACUGUGAUUGCCCCGAAUUAUUGUCUCCCGGAAAUGUUGCUCUGUACGGAGGGCUCUGUGCUCUAGCCACGUUCGAUAGACAUGAACUACAAAAACAAGUUAUCUUUAGCAGUUCGUUUAAAUUAUUCCUAGAGUUGGAACCACAAUUAAGGGAUAUCAUCUUCAAAUUUUACGAAUCGAAAUACGCAUCUUGUUUAAAACUAUUAGACGAGAUUAAGGAUAAUAUCCUCUUAGACAUGUACAUAGCACCGCACGUGAACGUGUUGUAUACACAAAUUCGGAAUAGAGCGCUAAUACAAUACUUCAGUCCUUACUUGAGUGCAGAUAUGAGACGCAUGGCGACUGCUUUCAACAGAACAGUUUCUGAAUUGGAGGAUGAACUUAUGCAAUUAAUACUUGAUGGUCAAAUACAAGCUCGCAUAGACUCACACAAUAAAAUUUUGUAUGCAAAAGAUGUGGAUCAACGUAGUACGACUUUUGAGAAAUCUAUGAGCGUCGGGAAGGAAUAUCAAAGGCGCACACGUAUGUUAAUCUUAAGAGCUGCAAUGUUGAAACAACAAAUUCAAGUUAAGAGUCCGCAACGCGAUAGUACUCAAGGGGGAGAGAUGUCAGUCACUUGGAAACAAUAGUUGAGUGGUAAGAAAUUGAGCUGUGAUUUAUGUUAACUGUUCAAUUGAUAAAUGUAUUUGUGCAGAUGAACUGCCAUGAUCAGUCAUAUGUGAAAAAAAGUAAAUCGAGAUAUUGGAUACAUUAUAUAUAAAUAUUUAAAACCCUGAUAUUGAGUCUUUAACGAAACGUUGCGUGACAUGUAUAUAUAAUAUAUUACACUAUAAGUAAAGGAAAUACUAGUAUUUUGAAAAGUGUGCUAAUUACACGUAUGAACAAAUCUUUGAUAAUAUAUAAUGUA
Messenger RNA from Ceratina calcarata, 1860 nucleotides. It is a transcript of the gene CSN1b, whose product is annotated as COP9 signalosome subunit 1b. Gene Ontology annotation, cellular component: COP9 signalosome. The record is from RefSeq and is a predicted model, not a curated record. Lineage: Eukaryota; Metazoa; Arthropoda; Insecta; Hymenoptera; Apidae. The coding region runs from base 149 to 1582 and encodes 477 amino acids. The transcript is spliced from 5 exons.